Messenger RNA from Chenopodium quinoa (quinoa), 4286 nucleotides. RefSeq lists its product as uncharacterized. The transcript is spliced from 2 exons. The record is from RefSeq and is a predicted model, not a curated record. NCBI's taxonomy places the organism in Eukaryota, Viridiplantae, Streptophyta, Magnoliopsida, Caryophyllales, Amaranthaceae. Bases 2662 to 3804 code for a protein of 380 amino acids.
UCUGUUUUCUUUCUUUCUUUAUUUUUUUGAUGCUGUAUAAAUAAUUUAAUCAGAAAAAAUUCUAACACGUUUGAUUCAAUUUUUCAUCAUCAUCCUCUAUGUCGGCAUUAUUACGCCACUGAAAUUCAACCCCAUUUCUGAUCGUUAAAUCAAUCCUUCAAUCUUUUUUCAGCCAAAUCGAAUAGAGAUAACCGAUUAUUUAUUAACUAUCAAGAGAUCAUUUGAUUCACUGUCCAGGCACUCUUUCACCAAGACUUGUAGAUUAAGCAUAUAAACUUACACAGAUUGGAGCGUUGCAUGAGGAAUUUCCUUUCUUUUACUUUGUGUUGCAUACUGUAAGCGUGGUAUUAUCAUUCACUGUCAAAUAUUCAGGAGCUUCAAGUUCAGAAAAUUUCUUCUCAAAUCCUUUAUUUGGUAAGUGUCACUUGUGGUUAAUUGUAAUGUGAAACUGGGGUCAAUGUGAUCUACUUAAUUGUAAUUGCGUAUUCCCUUGCUUGAAGCCAUUGCUUGUAAAUUAUAUGAUCUUUCAUUUAGUUGCUAGUCUUUGUCUUCAAACUUGCUGUGUACUUUGAGACAAUAGUUGACAUUUGACUACUUUAACUUCAUUAUUUUUGAAGUUGAAUCUCUUCACUUUUUUUGUUUUGGUAAAAGAUUUGAUCUUUCCGGUGGUCAUCUGCCUCUUUCAUUUUGGUUUGUUGCAGUAUGCAAACUUCUAUGCUUGUCAUCUAUGUUACUCAGGUCUCAGGUUCAGGUACUUUUGUAGAACAUGGUCACAUGUCAAAGAGUUGGAUUCAGUUUUUUUUUUUUUUUUUUUUUUUUUUUUUUUUGUAAAUAUUUUUUUUAUUAGUAGAAAAUUCUAUGUUUUUGGUAUAAAUGUAAUAUCUAUGCAUUUAUUAGAAUGUUGAGGAUUUGGCAUAGUUACUUGAUCUAUGAAACAUACUUCGUAGUUUGUUAGCUGUACCAGUUAGGCAGUCAACUUUCUAGAUUGUGCUGUCUAUUUUAUUAGUGAGGGCAUGGUCUACCUUCAAUAUAUGUAUAUAAUAUGAAGAGCCUUUUUUCAAAGAGGUUAGUGUAAUUAUUAUUAAGGGAAAAAAAUGCAUAAGUGAACAGGUACUUGGAGAAUUAUUUUUGCAUAUUGGAUUUCUAAUAAAUAGUACUAAGUGGAUUGCUGUAAUUUUAGUAAUAAAAAAAAAAAAACAAUUUAUAAAGGCCGAUAUGGGUAUGACGGUGAAAUGUUUUUGUGGCUUCAGUAUUGGUGAUUGCAUAGGCUGCCCAUUUUGAGAAUAUAAUUAGCAGAUCUGUGGAUAGAUUUGUGAGUGCAUUGGGGACAGAUGAUCAUUAGUUUAGACUCUUUCUACUUCUUUGUGCUGAUGUAUUGACGCAUUGUGGAUUGCUGGGCUGAACCCAUGUCAGCCAUGUGUACAUCAUGCUCACCCUCUUUUGUACUCCAAGUGGACACAAUGCUCGUGCCUGUUUCAAUGUAUCAUCCUUUUUCUAGACUUGUUGAUUUGCCUGUUUUCUGUUUACAUUUUCACUUGAGUUGUUUGUGGAUGCUAAUAACAGCAUCAAGGACUCAAGUUGAUGGAUGUGGGAAAGCUUAGGGAUGUAAUUUAUAGCUCAUGCUGUUACGUUUGACUUUUGAGGAUGUUAAAUUUUUAGUUUAGCCUUUGAUAUGGAGCUUGGAAGCAUAAAGGAAAGCUGGAACUCUUGUAUAUAUCUUAUAUCUCUUAGGUUGUCUGACCUGUACUUUUUAGAAUGAUAAUAGGGUAUAUGCUAGCAGGAAUUUGUCCUGUAGACCUAUAUGCAUUUACUUUGCCUGUACAGUUGCAACUUAUUUUUUCUGGGUUGAUCUAGAGUAUUCUGAUUCCUGGGGUAACUUGUUAUAUAGACCAAGGUAAUGGCGAAUAUAAUUUAUUUUUCUUUCUAGUAUAUGUGUUUUCUGUCAUAUAGUAAUAUAAUGCUUGUGUAUUCCUGAGGAUAUAAUUGCCUGUUGGAAGAGCUUAGUCCAACAAGUACAAAGUAUGGGAUUAUGUGAAGUUUGUGAGAUUGGAUUGCCUCAAUGAAUUAAACCUAUUUUUUGAUAGGUGUUGUUUACGCUAUCAAACUAUUAUAUUACUUUAGUUUACCUAGGAGUAUAUUUAUAUUCUUUUGAGGAUUGGGUGAUGAUGAUGGCUAUAGAGAAUACGCCUAAAGGCUGAUAUUACACGUUCUAUAUGUAUGCUCCCAAGACUUCGAAAUUACUACCCAAUUUGCUAGUCUACUAGGCUUUCUUCCACUUGAUCUCUAUUGAACCGAAACUAUUUUUACCAAUUAAAACUGAUUUUACUGAUUAAAAACUAUGUAUAAUAAAAUGGUUUUUUUUUUUUUUUUUUUUUUUUUUUUUUUUUUUGGGACUUUGUUAUAGAUAUUGGUAUAACUUUAUAAUCGUAUAUGCUGCCUUUGGUGACUAGAUGAGUGUUUUGGUUUUUACAUACUUGUCAUGUACAUUGGUACACUGUUGCUCUUACUGGUUCUGAUAUCCGAAAAUUUGAAGUGCCAGGAUCCUUUCCACAAUCCAAUAAAUUGUUUAUAUAAUUAUAUCUUCUCUAAGAAAUUCUUUGAUUGUCUUAACUUCGAAAAGAUCUCUAAUAUGUUCUUCUGAGAUACUUCAGUGCAUACAAGAUGGCCGGUAAGAAAAGAAGCAUGUCCUUGGAUGCAGAUGUGUGUGAUGUGCAAAAGGAAUGGGAUGCAGCAUUGUGCCCCAUCUGCAUGGAACAUCCUCAUAAUGCAGUUCUUCUUUUGUGCACCUCACAUGCAAAAGGCUGUAGAUCUUAUGUCUGUGAUACAAGUUACAGGCAUUCAAAUUGCCUGGAUCGGUAUAGGAAACUCAAGACAGACUCCAACACCAAUUCACCAGAUGCCUCACUUGAUCCUACAAACCUCCAGGAUUCAAGCCUGGUUUCUGACCCUCAAUUAACCCCAUUGUUUGGGAAUGAGUUACCUGUGCCUCAUAGGGCCCACAACAGAGGCAAUAGAAUCAUUUCAACUAGAAGGUCCAGUGAUUCUGCUGAUUAUGAUAUUGAACGACAGGCUAUAGGAAGACAAAAUUUCGAAUCUUUGAGGGAUAGGUUGGAACAUGAUGAACUGGCAAAAAAAUCAAAUUUAAAAUGUCCUCUAUGUAGGGGAGAUGUAUUAGGGGUGACAGUUGUAGAAGAGGCUCGUAAUCAUUUAAAUUUGAAGUCUCGGAGCUGUACUCGAGAAUCAUGCACAUUUGUAGGUAACUAUCGUGAGUUGCGCAGGCACGCAAGGCGUGAUCAUCCCAAAGUUCGACCUGCUGAAAUUGAUCCAUCAAGACAGCGAGCUUGGAGACACUUGGAGCAUCAGAGAGAACAUGAUGACAUUGUUAGUGCUAUCCGAUCAGCUAUGCCAGGUGCUGUUGUGCUCGGUGAUUAUGUGAUAGAUUACAAUGAUAGAGAUAGGCCACCAGUUGAAAGGGAGAGGACAUCAUCAGAUGCUAGUGGGCGUUUGUUUACUACCUUGUUUUUCUUCCAGAUGCUUGGAUCUAUGCAAUCCUUGGCAGGACCAAGGAGUCGUUCUCGGCCAUGGACAAGGCAUAGACGCUCAUCAGGGGGUUCAUCCCGGCAGAGGUACCUUUGGGGAGAGAAUCUUCUUGGCCUACAAGAUGAAGAUGGUGAUGGUGAUGAUAGCUUUACAGACGAUGAUGAGAUGAAUGUGUUUGCGGAUGAGGCAGAGCCAGGCACCUCAUCCGCUCCAAGACAGCGACGUCGUUUAACCCAAUCUGGGUUUAGGAGAGACCGCUUAUGAAAUAUUAAUCUUGAAUGGGUAAUGAGAUAUGGGGGAACUUCUCUUAUAAUUUACUGUGCUUAAUACCUUCUUUGCUUUAUCUUGAUAAUGUGUAUACGAUCAAUCUUUGUCAUAUGCAGAACCUUCAUCUACCAGCGUAAUGAUAACUGAUCAUUAGUCAGAAGGGCAGUAGUCUCAAGCGAUUUGCUCUGAAGGUGGCAUCAUGGUCGCAGUUGGAGAUUGCCAGGUUCAAAUUAGCUCUGCUAUGUUUAGCUCUUCAUUUCUUUAUGUUUUAGUGGCCUGUUAAAUUUAGUGAGCUUAAUUUGAGCUUGCUGUUGUAAAUUUAGGUUUCUCAGGUCAGGAACAUUUCAAAUUCAAUUUGAAUCACCCAUGUAUAGUUUGCAUAUUUACAUUUAAGAAAAUUGCCAUCUUCUUUUUCAAGAAAAAUCUCUUUAUCUUUCAACAAUCAAUGCAUUCUUUCGUGGUCUGACUUGCUACGUAAA